Messenger RNA from Ilyonectria robusta, 420 nucleotides. RefSeq names its product cytochrome c oxidase assembly protein PET191-domain-containing protein. Gene Ontology annotation, cellular component: mitochondrion. The record is from RefSeq and is a predicted model, not a curated record. The coding region runs from base 1 to 420 and encodes 139 amino acids. Gene Ontology annotation, biological process: mitochondrial respiratory chain complex IV assembly. NCBI's taxonomy places the organism in Eukaryota, Fungi, Ascomycota, Sordariomycetes, Hypocreales, Nectriaceae. The transcript is spliced from 2 exons.
AUGCCCAGCUCGUGUAAAGAACUGCGCGAUGCGCUCGCCCAGUGCCUCCAGGAAUCCGACUGCGUCAUGGUCGACCGCAACAAAGCCGGCGACUGCCUCCGCGAACCCCUCGUCGACAACCUCCCCCUCAAGUGCCGCCAGCUCAAGAAGGGCUUCGGCGACUGCAAGCGCGGCAUGGUCGACAUGCGCAAGCGGUUCCGCGGCAACAUGCCCGUGCAAUACCGCACCAUGGAGGCGGCCGAGCAGGGCAAGGGCUACCAGCUGUACGCGGGCAAGCCGGCCUUUGCGGGCUCCGUCAGGACGACGGACGGAAACGAGCCCAUUCCCGAGGAUUGGCGGGAUGUCGAAAACGAAAAGUACAUGCUGGAGAAGCAGCAGCAACUGCAGCGGGAGCAGCAACAACGGGAACAGAAGAAAUGA